This is a messenger RNA of Serendipita indica DSM 11827, 2460 nucleotides long. Lineage: Eukaryota; Fungi; Basidiomycota; Agaricomycetes; Sebacinales; Serendipitaceae. The record is from the annotation of a GenBank genome assembly.
AUGGACUCGUCCCCAGCUUCGUCCACGGCCUUUGAGAGGGCUCUCGCCGCGUCUGACCAGCAAUCGGGAGCGUCUACAGCGUCGCAGAGCACUUCAAGGCGCAACAGCGACAUGCAGCAUAUCGACGCGGCCGCUGGCAACGCAGGCGCGAGCAGCGGCGGCUUAGAUGUGCCGUAUCAGCCCCAAUCUGCGUCCUGGGACACAGUCGAUUUCAGCUCUGCACGCAAUGCAAGUCCAGGAUAUGCAUACACGCCGUCUUAUCGGGAUUCGUUUACCCCGUUUGGCUCAGACUCUGGGAUCAGUUGGAAUGGACGCGCAGAGCCCGGGAACCAGAUAUACGACGAGCCUUUGGACGGCACUCAUAACGAUACCGAGUACAAUCCAGCAGACUUUGAUGGCUCAGGAUCCCAUUCCAACAUGGCCUCGCCCUACUUCCUCGACCAACAGCAGGACCCUCGCUCAGCCGGCAUUUCUGCAGAAUUCGGCGGAUUUAACGGCGAACAGGCCAUCGCACAAUCGAAUGACCCUCUUUCUCAACACAUUGGCGCGUUUGGUUCCGACAAUAAUAAGGGCUUCAAUGGCGGUAUGACCCCUCAUGCCCGUAUGAACAGUCUCGACGUCAACUCGUUUUCACCACGUCCCUAUUCCGCCCCUUCGCCCGCUUCUAGUGUUGGUGGACUCGACAUUGAGCGCCCUCGCUCGCGCGCCUCGUCCAUCUCCUCGGUUCACGGCCCCAUGCCCUCGCUGACGGUCGGGCCGAUGGGCGAUGCGUUUGACAAGCUCGGUUUCGACCCUGUGGAAAACGAUCUCAACUGGAGGAAUAAUCAACUCAAUGGACAAGGGGUCGCUAAAGCUCAGUCACCGCCGUCGUUGAUGAUUCCUAGCGAUGGGCCUACAUCAACAUCAACACUGCAGAUCCCAAGCUUUGGACAACACGGAGCAACACUUGGUGCAGGACUGAACACGGGUGGUCUGGGUGGUCUAAGCGCUCCUGGCAUCAACAUCCUUCCUGCAACCCCAGUCUCUGGAGGAGCAGGUGCAGCCCAUGUACCGUUCGACACGGUGCUGAAAAACCUGAACGAACGCCGUCAACAACAGCCCAGUGUGGCCGAGGAGAAUAAUCUAGGCUCAAUGAUGCCUUCCCACGCCUCAUCUCGUCCUUCCUCGCCUACACCAGCUCCCCCAUCCGCCUCUGGGGGUUUUACAUUCACAACCGCAUCGCCAGGAGCAAACACCUUUCAAUUCCCGACUGUCGCAUCCUCAAGCCCUAUCCCAACCCCAGUCGCAGACAACUUUCUCGCCUUUCCAGGAAGCACAAACCCAAGACCAAGAGCACUUUCAGACACAUCUGUUAGACCCGUUAUGGCUGCCGUCGAUACUCAACCACCAAUGCCCUCAUUCAUGGGAGGCCAUCCCAGCCUAGCGUCUACUGGACACUUUUCGCCGUCGCUCUCAUCUCACACGCCACCUCUUUCCUCUAUGGGAAGGACACUAGCCAACCACCGCUCCAACUCGUUUGGAUCCGCCGAUGUCCCGCUUCACUUUAACCCUUCGCACGAUGCUGCAUUCAACGGUCUCGACGUCGGGCUCGGUGCUGACCUGCGACGAGGACGCUAUGAUGCCCGUCAUCGUCCAUCGCGCUCUGAGGACUACCGCUCAGCAUCGCCGUUCCAGCCCCCAGAAUAUCUCGCCCCUUCGUCGGCAUAUAACCAGACCCUCUCGACCUACGGAUAUGUCGGCCAGGUCCGCUCACACGAUCCACUAGGCACUAGCAUGCCUUCCUCCGCUGGUCCAGCUCGCCAUGGUCGUAGACUCUCAUCGGGAAGCCCUUACCCAGACCAACGUCCGGGAAGUGUGUCAUCUGCCCGUCCAUCACCGUACCCAAGCCCGUCCGGCAGUCCCUCUCACAUGCACCAAGGUCUUCCACCCAACGGGAUGCAUGAAGGGGAUCUCCACUCGGACAUGAAUCCAUGGGCAAAGGUCGAGCGUCAGCAAGUUACUACACCUGCGACCGCAAAGGCCAGCGAGGGAAGAAGAAAGGGAGAAGCCAGCUUUGUGUGCCCUGUCCCAGGCUGUGGUAGCACUUUCACCAGACACUUCAAUCUCAAAGGUCACCUUCGCUCUCACAACGAGGAGCGACCAUUCAAGUGCAAGUGGCCAGGUUGUGAAAAGGGCUUUGCUCGUCAGCACGACUGCAAGCGCCACGAGGCUCUUCAUCUCAACCUCCGGCCAUAUACUUGCGAGGGAUGCAAGAAGACUUUUGCGAGAAUGGAUGCUCUGAACCGACAUUUGAAAUCCGAGGGCGGAGUUGACUGUGCUCGAGCGCAAAGCGACGAAGGCUCUGCAAACGGCACCGUGGCGGCUGGCAAUGGUCCCUAUUCUAUUGGCGCGACCAAAGUUGAGGAUGUCCAUGGCUGGCCGGUCAUGAAUUCGCGAGCGAACGGCACCCUCCCUAUGUGA